GAUCAGAGAGAACGACAUGCAACUACAUGGAUGGAGUCUUCCAGCAAAUGGCACUGAAUCACAGCACAAAAAUGUUAACAAUCUGUGGACCGAACAGCAACACAAGCCAUUCCUUUGGCCAAAAUAUAAAAUAUGGUUCCAUUGUCUUAUAAGGCUACGUCCUGCCAGAGGAACAAUCCAGUAUCAGUGGCUUUCAGACCUCCAUUAAGUCACUGCUAUUCUUGGUAACACUGAGCAGAAGUGAGGGUCCUGUUCAUAUCAUCAGUGUUUGGCACAGAUUUAAUGAUGAAGUAGAACACGAAACUGCAUCCUGUUAUCGGAUCAGAUUUUUCCCUGCUAUCUUGUGUUUUUAACUUUAACACACAAACACAAACACACACACACACACACACACACACACACACACACACACACACACAAGGCGAGUACAUGGCUGAUUUUUCAUCUCCACCGUGUUGUUGAUUAUCGUGAGCCUAUCUCUCGUGUUUAGCAGCAGAUCAUUUCCUGUGGUUUAGUCACUCAGGAAAUACAAAUGUCUUUUUUUUUCUUUUUUGUUUUUUAAGAGAAGAAUCAAACGUGGCUAUGCAGACUGUAGAAAUGACUUUUGGUCUUUAUUGAACUCACUUUUGAAAGAUUUUAAAGGAUGAAGGGAAAAACGAAGACCCGCCCAAGAUGUUUUCAAUACCGAAUUCCACAAAUAGUCUUAGUUACUCUCUGUUCCAGAACACAGACAGACAGAACGAGAAACAGACAGAGAGAUAGAGAGGGAGAGAGACAGACAGACAGAGAGGGAGACAGACAAAGAGACAGACAGAGAAAGUGAUAGACAGACGGAAAGAUACAGGCAGAUGGAGCGAGAUAGAGAGACAGUCAAAUAGACAGACAGACAGAAAGAGAGAGAGAGAUAGACAGACAAACAGAAAGUCAGACAGACUGAUAGACAGUAAUGACCUUAUCUGGGCAAAGUAUGAACAAUUUGAUUUAGACCUAAAAAAGGAUUUUCGCCCGAACGCCAGGUUUGGAAUAUUACACUCCGUCAUUUCAUGGUUCUCAGCCCGAGCGCAGCCUGCAGUACCACCCACCAUCCCAAGGCCAAGGAAUGCUUGUUAUGGCGAACCUCCACAUGCAUCUCAGUGAAAAAGGGCCAGAAUGUCACCCUCAGCUGCCCACUGAAGAUCAAAGAGAACAUUGGGGCUGUGACCUGGUACAAGCAGAACUCUGGUGAAGGUGUGAACUUGCUGCUGAACUACAACCUCACGGUGCCUCCACAUGUGCGUUACGCUGCAGGAGUGAACAAACACAGAUACGUGGUGUUACACCGGAACAGAAACAGAGUCCGUCCCCGCUUACGCAUCCUAAAUGUCGAGGAAAUCGACACGGCAACUUAUUAUUGCGGAUAUUCGGAAAAACCGCAGGAGCAGAAGGACAUCUCGGGAAAACCCGAAUAACACAAGCCGUAGGAUCUUUGUGUGAGGGUGUUAGACGCCUGUGUGUGAGUGUAUGAUCUGUGCAAAAAGCAAAACUCGUUACACACACAGUCGCCACAUGUUCCUCGUGUCAUCUUCAAUAAAUAAAUGAAGAUAUCAAUAAAAA
This is a messenger RNA of Silurus meridionalis, 1593 nucleotides long. It is a transcript of the gene sid1, whose product is annotated as secreted immunoglobulin domain 1. The coding region runs from base 1044 to 1448 and encodes 134 amino acids. The transcript is spliced from 3 exons. The record is from RefSeq and is a predicted model, not a curated record. Lineage: Eukaryota; Metazoa; Chordata; Actinopteri; Siluriformes; Siluridae.